AUGAGUAGACCGUACCCGACGUGCCCUGCUUCAAUGCCGCCCCUCGGGGCAUAUGCUGGCCAGCAAGUUACAAAAUUGGCCCUGGCUUUGACCGUCGGAAACGAGAUCGACUCCUCAAAAAUCAAGCCCUGUUCAAUUAUCAACCCAUACCACGUCCCCAGCCACCUAUCAUACCAGUUCGAGGAAUGCCCUAACCACGAGGCGCGGUUCUUUUUGAUUGACCCCCAAAGGGUGCCUCCUAAGAUACGACGUCAUCAGCUGAGCUGCAUUAAGAGGCUUGCUAACCGUGUUGUACUCGAAGCCGAAAGACCAAGGCGCACCUAUGCCAAAGCAACACCCACCGCGCAAAUCGCCUUACCAACAAGAAUCAAGAAAGCAAGGCAACGCGACCGUCGCCAAGCCGCACGACAAGCCAGACGGCAGCAGCCCAAGAGCGACCCUAGCAAUGGCGACAACAGCACGGCCGCCAAGCUCGACGAGUCGGGGGACACGGAAAACUUCUGGAUGCUGGUUCUCCUGUACCUGGCCUACGACGAAACCGGCCAGCUUCGCGACGACAUCCCAGAGAACUCUAGCCAGGCGCUGCAAGGCACGAGCACCGUGCUGCUGGGGUACAUGCAGAAAUACCUCUCACGGCAGAACCUCAACUUCACCAGCACCGCGUACAUGCAAGAGUACAUGGCCGUCAAGCAGAGCGAGAUUAUCUUUCUCGAACGGCUACUCAGCCGGAUGCCUAGCGUUGAUCAGAACUACAAGGACUAAUGCCUCGUCGUUGUGCGGGAGCAGCGGGCCCGACACGCGCCGAGCUCGAGGCAAUGGAAGGAGACUCGCAAAGGGUGACGCGGUUUGCGAAGCACCGGCUGAUGACGGUGCGACACGUCACUAAGGCACUGCCCGGUAUGAUUCAAAACGCCGAGAAGACCCUCAGGGAGCUCAAGCAGAAGUUGGAGAGAGUCCGUCGGCGACAGGAGGAGAGGAGCAACGUGGAAGCGCUGCGCGGAGAGCGGGAGCAGCUACGGGAGAAGAUGCGCACGGUUGUUACCUAGCAGGACAAUGUUGCCCCCUUGUCGACAACGUUUGGCGAGUUGGCUGGGAGGUGGGAGGCAUUGGCAAGGCAACUAAAGUCAACCGAGCAAGCUUUGGAAUCCUG
This is a messenger RNA of Lasiosphaeria miniovina, 1150 nucleotides long. RefSeq lists its product as uncharacterized. The record is from RefSeq and is a predicted model, not a curated record. The coding region runs from base 1 to 762 and encodes 253 amino acids. The transcript is spliced from 6 exons. NCBI's taxonomy places the organism in Eukaryota, Fungi, Ascomycota, Sordariomycetes, Sordariales, Lasiosphaeriaceae.